Messenger RNA from Microbotryum saponariae, 3216 nucleotides. The record is from the annotation of a GenBank genome assembly. NCBI's taxonomy places the organism in Eukaryota, Fungi, Basidiomycota, Microbotryomycetes, Microbotryales, Microbotryaceae.
AUGGCGCAGCUGGCCAGCUCGAUUGAUCUACAGCAACGCCGACCGGGCUCAGCGACGACGACGACGACCAUGGCUCGCUCCGACUUGUCAGCCAUCGCUUCGAGCCCCAGCGCGGCGCCGGCGGGUGCGGGUGCGGUGGGCCUGGGCAUGAGUGUGGGCGUGGGCGUGGGCGUGGGCGUGGGCGUGGGCGUGGGCGUGGGCGUGGGCGUGGGCGUGGGCGUUGGCGUGGCACACGGUCCGACCACGCACGGCCACCCCGCACCGAGUCGUGAUCAUUCCGGCGGGGAGUUCGACUUUGUUCCGCCUGCUUCUCCGACACCCAGUGGUGGGUCGUGGAAGAAGAUUCGACACAAGCUCAGUCGGAAACCGUCGGCCAUCUCGACCGGGAUGCGUGGUGCGGCGCCGGGUAGCAGCAGCACGCCCCAAUCGCCCCAGCAGCACCACCUCCUCGUCGCCAGCGGCGCUCGGGGCAGCAGCACCGGCCACGAUCACCACCCACUCGACUCGCCAGCUUCGCCCGGCUCUCCCCACCAGCAGCACCAGGCGAUCUGUUCUACCUCAACGCUUUCGAUGGUCUCGGGCCCUACGACCCCGCUCAAGUCGUCCUCGCUCGGCCAUCCGCAGACUUCCGAAGACAGCGGCUACUUUGCUCAUUCGACGCGUGCCGCCACCAUCACCACCACCACCGCAGCAGCGGCCGGCACGAGUUCGGGCACGGGUCCGGAGAACAGCUUGGGCACAGCCACCCACGCCAACUAUGACACGACCCCGUUGAACGACAACUCGCCCGCACCUAGCAGCAAAAGUGCGAGCUUCAGGAACGAUCACCCCAACUCGUCCUCGUCGUCGCUGAACCGCACCCCACCGAUCGGCAAGGAGAAUCUGCGCGGAUCGACCCGGUCCAAGAACGGACUCUCGAGCUCUCAAAAGCAAAUUUCUGCAGCCCAGUCAUCCGUGCUGGUGUCCUCGUCCUCGCCAUCCUCUUCGUUGCCUUCGACUCCGGCCAUCAUCAGGGGCUCGGACGCCACCUCCGCUCGCUCGGCCAAAUCCUCACGCCCAUCCAAAGCGUCGCGAUCCCAUACGGCCUCGACGUCCCCACCGCAGAAGGCAUCAACGCGUGAAACCUCGCCUACUUCUGGCUCGUCGGCGGCUCGCUUCCUGCGGCGCGUCGCUUCGGCCCCAAACGCUAAAGCCCUCUUCAAUGGCUCGCUUUUCUCCUCCUCAAAACCCAACUACCUCUCGCCGACCCCACCGGUACCUCCACUACCGACAGGUGCUAUCCGUGUCGGCGAAGUGCACGACUCGGGCGUGUCGCUGAGCACCGGGCCCGGAUCGAGCAACGGAGACAAGCGAUCAAAGUCGUCCCUCUCGGAUGCGACGAAGUCGUCCUCCUCGGCCCGAUCCUCGUCGAACGGCGGUGUAGCAGCCCUGUCCAACAGCUUCCACGUCCCGUCUCCCUCUCCGUCCCCCACUCGAUCACGUUCUUCGCCCGCGAUCGCGACCUCGCCUUCCAUGUCUUCAUCCGCACUUCUGGCCCCACCUUCACCCAGCCCCUCGAUCACGCCCGGUUCGCCCCGUGCCGCGUUCCGACGGACGUAUUCGUCCUCUUCGAUUCGCAACCGAAGUGCCGAGAUCGGGCCCAGCAGUUUCCACAAGAUCAAGCUAUUGGGCAAAGGGGACGUCGGCAAGGUGUACCUCGUCCGGGAGAAGAAGACCGACAAGCUGUUCGCGAUGAAGGUCUUGAGCAAGAAGGAAAUGAUCAAGAGGAACAAGGUCAAGCGUGCGCUGGCCGAGCAGGUAAGGAAAGAGUUUAUCUAAGCGGUUCCGUGACCGAGGACUUACUCAAACCCCUUUACCGUACUGUCGCAGGAAAUCCUCGCUGGCUCGAAUCACCCUUUUAUCGUCACGCUCUACCAUUCUUUCCAGUCGGACGAUUACCUCUAUCUCUGUACGCAGUUUCGCAGAAGCUACGUUAAGUCCUUGCUCCGAUGCUCAUGCUUCGCUUCCUUCCUCAGGCAUGGAAUACUGUUCGGGCGGAGAGUUCUUCCGCGCUUUACAGACCCGACCUGGCAAGUGCCUUGCCGAGGACGACGCCAAGUUCUAUGCCGCCGAGGUUGUCGCCGCUCUCGAAUACUUACAUCUGAUGGGCUUCAUCUAUCGGGAUCUCAAGCCCGAGAGUACGUACUACGACCUGCGCCAUCUUUGAUAUUUCAUACGCUAAUCCUUCUUUUCUUGCAGACAUCCUGCUGCACUCGAGCGGCCACAUCAUGUUAUCCGACUUUGAUCUGUCCAAACAAUCCGAUGUUGGAAGCGUCACCCCGGCUGGGAUCCGACAUACUCAAAACGGUGCUCCCUUGAUCGACACCAAAGCCUGCGUCGCCGAUUUCAGGACCAACUCGUGAGUUGCCAGAUUGAGGUAAUCACCGACCAGGGAAUGUGCUGAUAUGGCGGAAUGUCUCCUGGCGGGCGCACAGUUUCGUGGGAACAGAGGAGUAGUGAGUCAUUCAAAUGGUUUGCUUGGCUCGAUAAGAGUCGGGCACUGAUUGUUGCCACCGCCAUUUCACAGCAUCGCCCCCGAAGUCAUCAAAGGGUGUGGUCAUUCCAUGGCCGUCGACUGGUGGUGCCUUUCUGUUCUCUCUUACGAAAUGGUGAGUGACAUCAGUCAGCCGCCGGAUCGGGCUUUUCAGGGGAUCAGGGGCUGAUAUACGAGGUCUUAGUUGUUCGGCUACACGCCCUUUAAAGGCGCGAACCGCCACGCGACCUUUUCCAACAUCCUUCGCAACGACGUCGUCUUCCCCGAUAGCCCCGCCACGACGACGCACUGCCGAAGCUUCAUCAAGAAGGGCCUGCUUAAAGACGAACACAAGCGUUUGGGCAGUCAGAGUGGAGCGAGCGAGGUCAAGCAGGCCAAGUGGUUCGCAUCAAUCAACUGGGGUCUGUUGAGGCAUCAAAAGCCGCCCAUCAUCCCGAUCAUCUCGUGAGUUUACUCUCGGUGGAAGCGUGUUUUCCCUCUACCGCAUGUUGAUCGAUAUAUGGUUGCUUCUUGCGCACAGCAACGGUCACGACGCCAUCAACUUCCGCCAGAUGCGCGAUUCCAAGUCGCUCGAUCUCGAGGGCCAGGGUCAAGCGUGGCUUCCUUGGCCCGAGUCAGCAUCAGAAGGCUUUUCUCCGAGCGGUACGGUUACGCCUUCGGUCGAGGAGGUCCCGGGCCAUUAA